UUUAAAUAGCUUUAGGUGGUUUAAUCAGCAUGAAAUCUUGGAGAAGUUAAAUAUGCAGGCCCUUGUUGAAGCAAGAAUCCAAGCAGAAGAAUCGGUUCAAGAAAAACUCAUUUUCUUCGACAAGGCACCCUUGUUGGUAGAACUUCUAGUUCUACACGAUUUGUGGAAGGAAUGCGUUUUUCCAAUCGUAGCACAUCUCGUUCAGUCAAAAAAUGCUCAAAGUUUCCCUACUUACAUGGUGAUGUACAGCAUGGUCACCAUUGCCAGUUUGCUGGAAUCACUCACGUUCCGCUCAACAUUCUGCGAAAAUCUUGAUGAACGAGCGACUGACCUUGUUGACGUUUGCCACGCAAAUAUUGUUAAAAUGAUCACAGGGAGAUCUGAUAAGCACUUCCAGCAACAAAAAUCCAGGAUCUCAAAAAGAUCGGACACACCUGACGAUGCCCAUCAUCAGUUACUUCAGCAGCGGCUGGAUAUUGAAAUGAUACUUUCAGCCAAAUCACUUGGUAUUCUUUGUCAUUUAAUUCAACAUGCUCCAUCCAUCACACUGAGUGCUGUCUGCCGGAUCUGUGAUCAUCAUGAUGUGCCUGUUUUUCUCGCUGACUUAAUCGAACGCAACCCUUGGAAAAUUAUGGAUGGUGAUCAGAUGCAUAAAUUUAUCGAUGGCGAGUGGAAGCCUAUCGCUCCAGACGACCGCAUCUGCUUGACGCAGACGGAAGGUCAAAUGUGGAUGGCUCUGCACCAGUGCAUAUUAGGAUCGGAAUUCCGUGGAAAAUAUUACCUGGACGAGCACCGAAAGAACCGUCUGCUAAAAAUCCGACCACUAUUGACUGAAGUGUUGUUAGAUCAGAUCCCCGGAUUAGUCGACGUUCAACGAUGUUUGGACAUGCUGGUAUUUAUGGAGACACCUAUGCCUAAAAAAGGAUUAAUUAUUGAGCAAGCGCCAGUUGUGAGAGAAGCUUUAUUUUCAGCUUAUAAGGAUCGCUGGGAUCACUUAGCGCAGUGUCACGUGAAUGUGACAUGUAAUGACCAUCGGCUAUUGAAAAUGGUUGCUGCGAGAAUGUCAGAAAUUUACAGUACGGAGUCUAUGGAUUCGAUCCUUCCUGAGCCAGCAAAAUGUGCAUGGUGCGGCUAUGCGGCAUCCAGAAAAUGCUCAAGCUGUAAAGCCGAGUGGUAUUGUCGUCGUGAAUGUCAAGUAAAGCAUUGGAGCAAGCAUAAAGAAGCGUGUAAACUUUUAACGCAACCGCUUUAUACUAACAGUGCACAGUGA
Paramacrobiotus metropolitanus is the source of this 1270-nucleotide messenger RNA. Its product is annotated as zinc finger MYND domain-containing protein 10-like. Gene Ontology annotation, biological process: inner dynein arm assembly; motile cilium assembly; outer dynein arm assembly. Lineage: Eukaryota; Metazoa; Tardigrada; Eutardigrada; Parachela; Macrobiotidae. The transcript is spliced from 7 exons. Bases 53 to 1270 code for a protein of 405 amino acids. Gene Ontology annotation, cellular component: cytoplasm; centriolar satellite. The record is from RefSeq and is a predicted model, not a curated record.